Messenger RNA from Populus euphratica (Euphrates poplar), 1374 nucleotides. Its product is annotated as putative FBD-associated F-box protein At5g56410. The transcript has 4 exons. NCBI's taxonomy places the organism in Eukaryota, Viridiplantae, Streptophyta, Magnoliopsida, Malpighiales, Salicaceae. The coding region runs from base 1 to 1245 and encodes 414 amino acids. The record is from RefSeq and is a predicted model, not a curated record.
AUGUCGCCUCAUUUUGGGCGGUGCAUGAGGCCUCAAACAGCCUCCAAAGAUGACCUUCUCCGAUGGGGUUGGAAUCAUCAUGUCAUCAUUAUUCUUUCAAGGGUACGUUAUAUUGUAAAUACUCUUCUACGGGACUCCUCUAAUAUAGAAAAAUUCACUCUUUCAUGUGGAAUUGAUGAUGCGACUCGAACUCGAACUUGGGUUUCUGCUGCAGUAAAUCGUAAUGUUAAAGAGUUAUGUGUCAUCUUUUACGAGGGGGAAGAAUCAGAAUCGUUCGUUUUCCCCCUAUGCUUAUUUACUUGUGCAACAUUAACCAAGUUGAAAAUUACUUCACAUGGUGUUCUCAGGCUUCCUUCUUCAAUCUCUCUCCCGUGUCUAAAGAUAUUGAGCCUUCAACACGUUGUCUUUCCCGAUGAGGACUCAACCCAACAAAUAUUGAAUCUCCGAACCCUCGAGAAGUUGAAGAUCCGUUACUGCGACUGGAAGAAUCUUAAGGCCAUUACCGUUUCUGCUCCCAAACUUCGGAGCUUGGACAUUUGUGAAAUGCAUAGGAACGAUUUGAGAGGUUCAGAUGCUUGUCAUGUCAUGAUUUUUGGAACUGCUUUAACCUUUUUUUCUUUCAGUGGUAGAUUUUGGGAUGACUAUUGCUUAUUUAAAUCAUCAUCACUGGUUGAGGCAUGUUUUGAUGUUUAUGGAUGUUAUGAGAGGUCAAGGGAAAUUGCCCACCGUGCUUAUAAGCAUAUUGUAGGGCUCUCUACUGUAAAACAUUUAACGCUGACACCUGAUGUUUUAGAGGUUCUAGAUUGCGCGCCCGAGCUCUUUGCCCGUACACCUACAGUCAUGAAUCUGACCUCGUUACGAUUAUCUGAGUCGAUUUCUGAUUGUCCUGAUCUUCACUGUGAUACCAUUUGGCACAUUCUCUACAGCUCUCCUCAUCUUAAAGCUCUUAGUUUCUCUAGUAUCGAGCUAAGUGAGGAGUUGCCUACAAAUUGUGCAAAGGAUGACUGGAUAUUGGAGCCAGUGCCACCUUGCUUCCAGUCAUGUCUGAAAUGCAUUGAGAUACGUGUUUUCGGAGGUUUUAUUUAUGAGCUGCAUGCAGUUGCCUUCUUGCUGAAGAAUGCAAUAGCUUUGGAUGAUAUGGUUAUUACUUGCUGGACCAGCGGGUCAGAGGCUCAGAGGAAGAUUCGCGAGCAGCUAUUCGAGCUCCCAGGAUGGUCAGAAAUUGGCAGAUUAAAUUUCGUUUGACUAUUUAUUUUGGAUUAUACUUCCUUUAAUCCUUUUGAACUAUAAGAAGAGAAGUUUAUUCCUACAAUUUUAAAGAUUUCUCAAUUGAUAUAUUAUAUAGAUUGUUUAACUUAAAGUUUUGCCAAUAAA